Molecule: messenger RNA, 2297 nt
Organism: Notothenia coriiceps (black rockcod)
Lineage: Eukaryota; Metazoa; Chordata; Actinopteri; Perciformes; Nototheniidae
Product: lactase-like protein
Exons: 14
Coding region: 133-1842 (569 amino acids)
Biological process (GO): carbohydrate metabolic process
Molecular function (GO): hydrolase activity, hydrolyzing O-glycosyl compounds
Source: RefSeq, a predicted model, not a curated record
GACACUGGGCGGCAUUAACUAGGUCCAGAAGCUUGGGGAUGUUUCUUGCACUUUGGAGCAGUUUCCAGCGGAGACAAAUGCAGGACGUGCCGCAGGUGUAAAAAAAGAGAGAGUUUCUUGCCAAAGAUCACAAUGCUGCAGCGGUGCAUCCUGAGGACGUACCAUGUGUUUGCUUUGGUGCUGUGUGUGUCAGCCAGGGAGGACUUUGACUGGACCAAGAAUGAAAAAACAUCUUUCUACUACAGCACCUUCCCAACUGGUUUCUCCUGGGGAGCUGGCAGCUCCGCCUAUCAGACUGAAGGAGCGUGGAACAUAGAUGGCAAAGGAAUGAGCAUCUGGGAUGCAUUCACCCGCAAGAAGGGGAAAAUAUUCCUGAAUGACACUGGAGACACAUCGUGUGACGGCUACAACAAAUUCAAGGAUGACAUCACCUUGAUGAAGGACAUGAAGCUAAAUCACUAUCGUUUCUCCAUCUCCUGGCCAAGGAUUUUACCAAGCGGACUGAAAAGUGAACACAUCAACGAGAAAGGAAUCAAAUACUAUGAAGACCUGAUUAACAUGCUGCUGGACAAUAAGAUCACUCCCAUUGUUAUUUUGUAUCACUGGGAUUUACCGCAGCUCUUACAGGAGAAGUAUGGUGGGUGGCAGAACGUCACCAUGGUGAACUACUUCAACGACUUUGCUAACUUGUGCUUUGAAAGAUUUGGACACAAAGUGAAAUACUGGAUCACGUUCAACAAUCCCUGGUCUAUUGCUGUGGAGGGAUAUGAAACAGGGGAACAUGCACCAGGAAUGAAGCUGAAGGGAACCGGAGCUUACAAAGCUGCCCAUCACAUCAUCAAGGCACAUGCUAAAGUUUGGCACACGUAUGACAUGCAAUGGCGAAGCAAACAAAAAGGCAUGGUUGGUAUCUCGCUAACGGCUGACUGGGGUGAACCAGUGGACAUCACCAACCAGAGGGACAUUGAAGCAGCGGAGAGAUACAUCCAGUUCUACCUGGGAUGGUUCGCUACCCCCAUCUUCAAUGGAGACUACCCCCAGGUUAUGAAAGAUUACAUCGGUAGGAAAAGUGGCCAGCAGGGACUGGGAGCUUCACGGCUGCCCGUCUUCUCGCCUCAGGAGAAGAGUUACAUCAAGGGAACCUGCGACUUCCUAGGCCUCGGACAUUUCACUACUCGCUACAUCACCCCGAAGAACUACCCAUCUGGGCUGGGAGACAGCUACUUUGCAGAUCGUGACCUUGCUGAGCUGGUUGACCCAAAAUGGCCUGAUCCAGGCUCUGAGUGGCUCUAUUCUGUUCCCUGGGGCUUCCGGCGCAUGUUGAACUUUGUCAAGACUCAGUAUGGAAACCCCAUGGUAUACGUGACAGAAAAUGGUGUCUCGGAAAAAAUGGUCUGCACCGACCUCUGUGAUGACUGGAGAAUGCAGUACUUUAAAGACUACAUUAAUGAGAUGCUCAAAGCGGUCAAGGAUGGCGUCAAUGUGAAGGGCUACACAGCUUGGUCUCUCCUGGACAACUUUGAGUGGGAUGAAGGAUUCUCAGAGAGAUUUGGACUCUACUACGUGGACUUCAGCAACAAAAAUAAACCACGCUACCCCAAGGCCUCUGUCCAGUUCUAUAAACGCAUCAUCAGCUCCAAUGGCUUUCCCAAUCAGAGAGAGGUGGAGAGCUGGAAAAGGAAAGCCGUAGAGACUUGUGCUUCCAGUAACCAGCUCCUGGCUGCAGAUCCCUUGAUAGGUCACAUGGAGAUGGUAUCAGAAAUCGUGAUUCCCACUGUGAGCACACUAUGCAUCCUCCUCAGUGCAGUGUUCCUCAUGUUCCUGCUGCGUGGACGCAUCUAAAAGAACACACACACACACGCAAGCACACACGCACGCACGCACGCACGCACGCACGCACACACACACACACACACACACACACACACACACACACAUCUGAGAGUGCCUUCAAAGCUGUGAAACUUUAUCCUGUCGAGAGCAUUUUGUUGAUUUAACUGUCCUGCUUUUCUGUUUUGAAUAAAAACGUUUUUGGGUUGUCAGUAUUUAGUUUAAAUAGCCGGUACCUGUCACAACUUUGGAAACAUUGAUUCAAGCUUGGUAUAUUAUGACUAUUUUGAAAAUGUUUUAAUAAACUGGUCUUGUGUGUUUUUUGAUGUAGCUUAGUUUUGUAGGCUACUCAAUCUAACUGCAGAGAAGAAGGUUUACUGUCAACAAAUUAAAAAAAAGUGAUGGAGAUACAGUAUUGUUGUACUCGCUGUUGAUCAUACAAAUAAAUACAUGUUUAAGACAUAAAA